CCUGUCCAGUAGGUUGCGGUAUACAGCUGAACUUGGUUGCGCUAGCUGUUAUUGAUGAAGAAUUGUGAAAGCCUCUUAAAAGGACCGAUUUAUCAGAUCGCCGGGUUAGACUGCUAGAUAAGUAUUCAAAUACAAGAGCCGAAAUGACUACUGCUCCAUACAACUACUCCUACAUCUUCAAAUACAUUAUUAUUGGGGAUAUGGGUGUAGGGAAAUCAUGCCUGCUUCACCAGUUCACAGAAAAGAAAUUCAUGGCAGACUGCCCCCACACUAUUGGAGUCGAGUUUGGCACAAGGAUAAUCGAGGUGAGCGGCCAGAAGAUCAAACUGCAGAUCUGGGACACUGCGGGACAGGAGCGCUUCAGGGCCGUCACACGCAGCUACUACAGGGGAGCAGCAGGGGCACUCAUGGUCUAUGACAUCACCAGGAGAAGCACAUACAACCACCUUAGCAGCUGGCUGACUGAUGCUAGAAACCUCACCAACCCUAAUACUGUGAUCAUUCUUAUUGGUAACAAGGCAGACUUGGAAGCCCAGCGAGAUGUAACCUAUGAGGAGGCUAAGCAGUUUGCUGAGGAGAACGGUCUAUUGUUCCUAGAGGCUAGUGCAAAGACGGGUGAGAAUGUGGAGGACGCGUUCCUGGAGGCAGCCAAGAAGAUCUACCAGAACAUUCAGGACGGAAGCCUGGACCUGAACGCCGCAGAGUCUGGUGUCCAGCACAAGCCCUCCGCCCCGCAGGGCGGACGGCUGACCAGUGACCCGCUGCCUCAGAAGGAAAGCUGCAGCUGCUAAUGACCCCACCCACUGACCCUCCAGCUGACCUUUGCCCCCUGUGCCACAGCCUCCCUCUACCACCCAGGAGCCCACAUGCCUCCACCAAGGCACUGACAUGACAGUCUGGGCCCCAGUAGGCUCUGAGCCAGGGAUGGGCAUUAUACCAUUCCCAGCCAUCUCUCUCUUUCUCUCUCUGUCUCCCCGUAUCUAUCUCACACGGCUAUGCUGUAUGUCCCCAUAGCCUACAUAACCCAGUGCACCCAGCACCUAUGAUGAGAUGAGCAAGCUUCAUGGGUCACACAUUGUGAUUAGAACACAGCAACAGAGAAAUAGGCCUUUGUGGCUGGCUGGCUGCUCUACUGAAGAAAAUGCCUUUUUCUAUCCACAGAAGAAACCAUGAUGUUCAUAACUAUAAAUGGAAUGAUUCAUCACUCUUGUGGUGUUUUGAAUGUAGUACUGUUUUAAUUCAAAUUAAAUUAUUAAGAGUGGCUGCAAAAUACUCAGCAAACAGGCACAGAUACCAAAGAUAAUGGAUGCAUGAUUCACUCAAUGUGUAUAACCAUUUACCAAAUUGUUCAUUCUUUUUAAACGUUUCCGGAGGUUUUUGGAAUACGUUGGAUUUACUUUUUGUUCGAUAUAAUUAAUAUAAAAUAUUUGCUAUUUUUGUACCCAUUUAUUUUAAUGAACAUUAGUGGGAAAUGAUAGGUACAGUAUCAUGUAGAAUAUGAGCGUGUGAAAUACCAAAUUGUCAAAUUUCUUAGGUGCCUCAAUGAGAGAGGUCUGACCUGUAGCAUGUACUAUUGGAAAAUUAGACAGAACUAGACAGAACACUGGCGUUGGAGUCCAAGAGAAAUCUUUGCACUUUUUGUGAUGUGGUGUGGAGGCCGUUUCGGUGGAGAUGGAGCUCCAGCAGGGGGGUUUUCACUAGAAACUGUACGGAAGCAAACAGGGAGGGAAAAACCUAAUUGUCCAAUGAAUUACACCCCAUCAAUAGAGAUUCUGAUCAGUGAGACAUCUCGGAUGCCCACUCCAGCUGUGACUCAAAUGGGAGUAUUGUAUGUGGAUCUAUGGUGGCUGUGAAAAUUGGUCAUCCUGCUCAGCCCGUGGCUUUGUAUUAGAGGGAUAUUUCUCCUAUGUCCCCUGGGGCACUUUAGUAGGACUUGAGGUGGUUCAGCAAUGCACCUCUCCCUUUGAUUGAUGUAAUCUCAGGGACUUCAUCUCACUACUUGCAUCCCAAAUUGUACCCAUAGGACUCUGGUCAGAAGUCGUGCACUUGCAUAGGUAAUAUUGUGGCAUUUGGGAUGCGACCCUUGAUCACACCCCCCAUAUCAUUCUCUCUGUGAUUGUUUUUGCCUGAUUUAGUGUUAACUUGUUACGCAGACUAAUGUAAGCACGCCGUUCUGUAAAUUCAAUAGGCUACUAUAUUAGAUUCAUAAAUAUAUUUUGAUAUAUUUUACUGCCUCUCUUCAGAUCAUAUGCACAGAUUGUACAAAACAUUUGGGACACAUUAAUAUUGAGCUGCACCCGCUUUUGCCCCCAGAACAGCCUUACUUUGUUGGGGCAUGGACUCUACAAUGUGUCAAGCUUUCCACAAGGAUGCUAGCCCAUGUUCACUCGAUGCUUCCCACAGUUUUGUCAAGUUGGCUGGAUAUCCUUUGGUUGGUGGACCAUUGUUGAUACACAAGGGAAACUGUUGAGCAUGAAAAACCCAGCAACGUUGCAGUUCUUCACACCUACUACCAUAC
Messenger RNA from Oncorhynchus gorbuscha (pink salmon), 2518 nucleotides. RefSeq names its product RAB14, member RAS oncogene family (gene rab14). The record is from RefSeq and is a predicted model, not a curated record. The transcript is spliced from 8 exons. Gene Ontology annotation, biological process: endocytic recycling; defense response to bacterium; Golgi to endosome transport. NCBI's taxonomy places the organism in Eukaryota, Metazoa, Chordata, Actinopteri, Salmoniformes, Salmonidae. Gene Ontology annotation, molecular function: GTPase activity; GTP binding. The coding region runs from base 144 to 791 and encodes 215 amino acids. Gene Ontology annotation, cellular component: phagocytic vesicle; recycling endosome; trans-Golgi network.